Messenger RNA from Pelmatolapia mariae (spotted tilapia), 837 nucleotides. RefSeq names its product NK1 transcription factor related 2-like,a (gene nkx1-2a). Gene Ontology annotation, molecular function: RNA polymerase II cis-regulatory region sequence-specific DNA binding; DNA-binding transcription factor activity, RNA polymerase II-specific. Bases 1 to 837 code for a protein of 278 amino acids. The record is from RefSeq and is a predicted model, not a curated record. The transcript is spliced from 3 exons. Gene Ontology annotation, biological process: regulation of transcription by RNA polymerase II; cell differentiation. NCBI's taxonomy places the organism in Eukaryota, Metazoa, Chordata, Actinopteri, Cichliformes, Cichlidae. Gene Ontology annotation, cellular component: nucleus.
AUGAGCAAGAAAGAUGCCUCAGCUGAAGAAGUGACAAUGACGUCCAGUCAUAAGAUUUCCUUUUCUAUAGUUGACAUAUUGGAUCCGAACAAAUUCAACAGUAAGAAGGUAAACGAACUUUCCAUCAUCAAGGAGAAGUUGUUACCUGCGCCAAACGCGGAGAGAACAACUUUGGAGUCGGACAGCACUGCAGGUGGAGACUCCAGACUCGAGCGCACAGAAGCAGAAGAUGCAAGAGAUGAGCAAUCUGCACUCUCCAGGCAUCCCGAAGUUGUUGUAGACUCCAAUCUGCUCUCCCCACCUGCGGACACGGAGCCCUGUCUGACCGGGCAACAGGACAGUGGAGAUGGGGAGUCAGCGGUCACCUUGCAGGACCAGUCAACGCACAAGCGCCGGCGCCCGGACCAGGCCUGUGCCAAACCACGGCGAGCCAGAACAGCUUUCACUUACGAACAGCUUGUGGCCCUGGAAAACAAGUUCCGCGCAACUCGGUACUUGUCUGUGUGCGAGAGACUAAACCUGGCUUUGUCACUAAGUCUGACCGAAACCCAGGUGAAAAUCUGGUUCCAGAACCGGAGGACCAAGUGGAAAAAGCAGAACCCCGGGGCGGACAGCACCUUGCAGCCCGGCUCCAACUCCCUUAUUAAUGUUAGUCCGAACCCAGCCACGUGUGGGUCGAGCUCUGCCAGCUUCCACCAAACUUUCUCCAACUUCACCUCUGGAAAUGUGAUCUUCCACGCAGCGGGUGGUGUUCCGCUUUCAACCACAGGAGGGCUCCUGCAUCCCUUCAUGUCCAGCGGAUUCGUCCAGCCGUCUUACUUUAAUCCACAUUUAUAA